GUACACUGAUAUUCCCCAUGAAAGUCUGUAUGGGGGGGGGGGAGAGGCUGCAUAUAUGUGUAUCUAAAAUGUAACCAAUGCUGUGCCAAGAAUGUGCGUCCUGCACAGGGGCGGACUGACAACUCAUGGGCCCCCGGGCAAUAGGGGAUCAUGGGGCCCCUGUGUCCUUGCCCAAACUCAAAAAAGCCUAUGAAAAAGGUACCAGGGGCAUCUCAUGGGGCCCCCUACUGACCUCCGGCCCUCGGGCAGUGCCCCGAGUUUCCAAAUGGUCAGUCCGCCCCUGGUCCUGCAUGAUCCCGAAGCAGUUACCUUUG
Molecule: messenger RNA, 314 nt
Organism: Staurois parvus
Lineage: Eukaryota; Metazoa; Chordata; Amphibia; Anura; Ranidae
Source: the annotation of a GenBank genome assembly